AUGACUUCUUCCCUCUGCUCCGAGUCUGAUCCCGCUUCCAUCCUAAGCCAAGUGCGAGACCUGGACAGGAUUCCCAAAUAUCAGAGAGGGCCGUUGUAUGGGAUGGCUAUCGAAGUAAAGGAUGUUAUGGAUACCAAAGACAUGCCCACGCAGAAUGGCUCUCCCAUUUAUCAAGGUUAUCAGCCAAGCUCUGAUUCAUCUGCGGUUGCAGUUUUACGGGCUGCGGGAGCUCUGAUCUUUGGUUCGUCUGUCGCCUGUGAUUUCUUCCCUUUUAAUUGGGCUGAUUUGGCUGCCACGGGUUCCUCGCGUGAAUUUGCGGCACCGACUGGGGGGAUCUUCGCUAUGAAGCUAACCUUCAACGCCAUUUCAACUGAGGGCCAGAAAUCCGUUACCCCUACAUUUGACACCAUUGGCUUCUUUGCUCGUAGCGUCGAAGACCUGCAGCUCCUUGCAGAUCUAUUCGCCAUCCAAGACAAUGAGACUCCCCAAGAUAUUCAUUUUAGAAAAGUUUCGGUUGCUCUGAUGAAAAUUCCCAUUUGGUCCUUAGCAGGUCUUGGUACAGUAUCUGCAAUGAAAGAGACAGCUACUACCCUCCGAUAUCGUGGCAUCAAGGUGAAAGAGGCCUCGUUUCCCCCUAAAGUCGCCAAUGUCGAGGCCCUGAAGCAGAUCCAAAAACCAAUCACCCUUGCCGAAGCCCAACCGUCUUUCCUUAUUGGAGAUUACUGGUUAGACAAAACAAAGCUAGCUACGAAAAUUCGAGAAAUUGUUGAGAACACCUCCAACUGCACCCGCACAGAAAGAAUGGAAGCUUUAGACAGGUACUCUGACAUGCGGCAUAUCAUAAAUGAGCUGGCUGCGAACUACACUGCAAUCAUCGCGCCUAGCGCCGUCGAUGAAGCUCCAAUGGGGCUUCGCUACAUGGGUUGUGCAUGUUUCAACACCAUGUGGACUGCAAACCAGGGGUUUCAUAUGCCUGUCGUCAACGUACCUACAUUUAUUGGAGUUUACGGCAUGCCUGUUGGCCUAGCUCUUGUUGGCCCUAGAUUUCACGAUCAGCGGCUGUUGCAAAUUUGCAAAGCUCUCAGCAAGGUACUUGUGACUAAUGGUGGUUCGAACGUACGAAAUUGA
This is a messenger RNA of Ilyonectria robusta, 1128 nucleotides long. RefSeq names its product amidase signature domain-containing protein. NCBI's taxonomy places the organism in Eukaryota, Fungi, Ascomycota, Sordariomycetes, Hypocreales, Nectriaceae. The record is from RefSeq and is a predicted model, not a curated record. The coding region runs from base 1 to 1128 and encodes 375 amino acids. Gene Ontology annotation, molecular function: catalytic activity. The transcript is spliced from 7 exons.